Messenger RNA from Hevea brasiliensis (rubber tree), 838 nucleotides. RefSeq names its product mediator of RNA polymerase II transcription subunit 28. The transcript is spliced from 3 exons. NCBI's taxonomy places the organism in Eukaryota, Viridiplantae, Streptophyta, Magnoliopsida, Malpighiales, Euphorbiaceae. Gene Ontology annotation, biological process: regulation of DNA-templated transcription. The coding region runs from base 233 to 643 and encodes 136 amino acids. Gene Ontology annotation, cellular component: mediator complex. The record is from RefSeq and is a predicted model, not a curated record.
CUCUUGGAACUUCCCCUUCCUUGUCCUCUUGCCUUUACCGCCCUCCGUCUUCCCCUCGGUUCUGUCUCUCCAUUUGGGUUGGCUUUGUUGGGAGUUAUUGAAUUGUUGGAUUUGUGGUUUGGAUUCUGUGAUUCGGGACGCAAUAGCAAUUUAAUUGAAAAUUUAGGGUGAGGGCAUCUCAUUUCUCAGGUUAAUUUUGGGGAACGAGAAAUUAGUGAAAGAGCAAAGGAGCAUGGCGGAGAGGCAAGCGCUGGAGCAGCAACAACAGCGACUACUAGAGCCAGCAAGAGAAGACAUGCUUGAUUGCGUUAUGCACUUAGAAAACGCUUUGCUUCCUUGCUUGCCCGCCAGGGAGCUCCAAGCCAUUGAUCGCUCUCCUCACCCUUCUCAUCAGAUUGAUGUUGAAAGGCAUGCCAGAGAUUUCAUGGAGGCUGCCAAGAAACUUCAACUUUAUUUUAUUGGUCUCCAACGUGAAGAUCAACCAACUGUGGCUGAAACACUGAGAAAGGAGAUUGCUGUGAUGGAAGAAGAGUUGAAGAUAAAGGAUGGGAUUAUUAAGAAGCAAGAGAGACUGAUCCAAGGAUGGAGGAAGGAGUUGAAAGACCAACUGGAUAAACACAAAACUGAAUUGGAGAGGGUGUAAUGAGAGAGCAAUAAAUAAGCCUAUAAUCUAAGAAUUACUUUGACAGACCUAGGCCAACAACAUUUAUUUGGUAUUUGCUUUUGGGAUUCUUUUUUGUGCCGCGUGUACACUUGAAUCUAGAAUGUAAAAUUGAUGUGGAUCAUGCAUUUGCAUGCGCCAAUCUUAAGCAAUCGGUUUAUGAUUUUAAUGACAGAA